AUGAGCUCAGCUCUAGAUCUUGAUGGCUCUUCCAAGGGCACCGUGCUCAACGGCCCUUGCGACUGGAAACAAUGGAUUUCUAUCAUCAAGAAAUUCGCCACGUCCCACAGUCUUUGGGACUUUCUGGACCCUGCCGUCAAGGAGGGUAAGCCGGUUCUUCAGCAGCCAGUUGAACCAACAUUCCGACAAAUCAACCACGAAGCAUCUGAUCUCGUGGAUCUGACCUCGGAGGAAUUUCGCCGUCUCGAAUUCCUCCACACCCAAUACCGCUCGAAGCUUCAAGGGUAUAGGGAUCAAGUGAAGGCACUCGCCAGCCUUCAACAACACAUCGUCAAGACCAUCGGCAACUACUACAGCACCAUUGCCGAGGAACACGACGUUGCAAAGCAACUUGCCUUGCUUCAGGCUCGUGUGGCCCCAACCGACUGGGCACUCGAGAGGAAGUUGUUCAGCGUUAUCGUUCCACCCUUCAGUCGCCAAACAGGACCAAGAUCGAAGCUUGGGUCACCCAAUGGCAGAAAGUCCUCACUGAGGCAAAGCAAUUAG
Hirsutella rhossiliensis is the source of this 546-nucleotide messenger RNA. RefSeq lists its product as uncharacterized. The transcript has a single exon. The coding region runs from base 1 to 546 and encodes 181 amino acids. The record is from RefSeq and is a predicted model, not a curated record. NCBI's taxonomy places the organism in Eukaryota, Fungi, Ascomycota, Sordariomycetes, Hypocreales, Ophiocordycipitaceae.